CAGGCGCACUGACGGCGGCCGGGAACCCUUCCGUCUCCCUGCCGCCCCGCCGUCGCCAUGGCCGCGCCCGCCCCGGGCCUCAUCUCGGUGUUCUCGAGCCCGCAGGAACUGGGCGCGUCACUAGCGCAGCUGGUGGCGCAGCGGGCCGCGUGCUGCCUGGAAGGGGCCCGGGGCCGCUUCGCGCUAGGCCUGUCGGGCGGCAGCCUCGUGUCGAUGCUAGCCCGGGAGCUGCCCGCCGCCGCCGCCCCCGCCGGGCCCGCCAGCCUCGCGCGCUGGACGCUGGGUUUCUGCGACGAACGCCUAGUGCCCUUCGAGCACGCCGAGAGCACGUACGGCCUCUACCGGACGCAGCUGCUCUCCAGACUGCCCAUCCCGGACGGCCAGGUGAUCACCAUCAACCCCGCGCUGCCCGUGGAGGCGGCGGCCGAGGACUAUGCCCAGAAGCUGAGGCAGGCCUUCCAAGGAGACGCCAUCCCGGUAUUCGACCUGCUGAUCCUGGGGGUGGGUCCUGACGGCCACACCUGCUCGCUCUUUCCAGACCACCCCCUCCUGCAGGAGCGAGAGAAGAUUGUGGCCCCCAUCAGUGACUCCCCAAAGCCACCUCCAGAGCGUGUGACCCUCACACUCCCUGUGCUGAAUGCAGCCCGAACGGUUAUCUUUGUGGCCACGGGAGAAGGCAAGGCUGCUGUUCUGAAGCGCAUCCUGGAGGAUCGCGAGGAGCACCCGCUGCCCGCCGCGCUGGUCCAGCCGCACACGGGGACGCUGCGCUGGUUCCUGGACGAGGCCGCCGCGCGCCUCCUGUCCGUGCCCUUCGAGAAGCAUUCCACGCUGUAGCCGGCCAGAGGGACGCCGCCGGGACCAGGGGACCAGCGCGCCAGGACCUUCCGGGGCUGGGCCCCUGCUGGCCACCGCUCUGGGCUGCGUUUCGGAGAAGCCACGUGGUGCUGCAGAAGCCAAGGGAUCUGCCGCCAGCUGGGCCUGGUGGGGUUCAGCCCAUGCGCCCUGGCGCCGGGUGACCUGGGCAUUAAAGGAGCAUUGCGAA
Molecule: messenger RNA, 1042 nt
Organism: Sciurus carolinensis (gray squirrel)
Lineage: Eukaryota; Metazoa; Chordata; Mammalia; Rodentia; Sciuridae
Gene: Pgls
Product: 6-phosphogluconolactonase
Exons: 5
Coding region: 58-834 (258 amino acids)
Biological process (GO): pentose-phosphate shunt; carbohydrate metabolic process
Molecular function (GO): 6-phosphogluconolactonase activity
Source: RefSeq, a predicted model, not a curated record